Manduca sexta (tobacco hornworm) is the source of this 1009-nucleotide messenger RNA. Its product is annotated as transmembrane protein 223. Bases 86 to 763 code for a protein of 225 amino acids. Gene Ontology annotation, cellular component: mitochondrion. Lineage: Eukaryota; Metazoa; Arthropoda; Insecta; Lepidoptera; Sphingidae. Gene Ontology annotation, biological process: nervous system development. The transcript is spliced from 2 exons. The record is from RefSeq and is a predicted model, not a curated record.
AACUGUCAGUGUCACUUAAAAUAUUUUAGGUUAUGUGCGCUUAUGUAGUAAAUAAAUAACGUAGUUUUAAAGAAAAGAUAUUGAAAUGUCGCUUUUUGCGUAUGCGUCGACAGUAAUAAAAAGAGCCGCAACUUUUCGAUUUCCCUCCAAAUGUAAACAAUGUGUAAACAACAUAAAAACAUCAAAUUAUAGUUCCGUGUCUACAAGAACAAUUCACGACGUGAAUACGAACGUAGUGAAAGAUGUUAUUUUAUUUAAAUAUGAGAAUCCGAAGUUCUAUACGUAUAUGAAUAUAUUCGCCAUCGUCCAGUAUGUUUUUUGGACGUAUUUGGGUAUAUUUGCGUUUUCAUCAUUAAGAGACGCACCGGUCGACAAAUCGAAAAUAACAGAUGAUACUCCGUGGUUUCGUCGGAUAAAUCUAGGAGAAAAUAAAUAUAGAAAUACUUUGGGUACCGUUGCUGUUACUGUAGGCACUGGCUCAUUAUUAGUGAUAUGGAUGUAUACACUUCGCUCUGUUCGUUUCCUGGUCCUCAAUAAAGGAGGAAAGCAUAUUACACUUGUGACAUACACACCGUUUGGUACGAACCGUAUGAUGAAGGUACCGUUAACUGAUGUAUGUUGUAAAGAGGGAAGAACUGCUGCGCGAGUACAACUACCACUCAAAGUGAAGAAUAGGAUGAUGCAUUAUAUGCUGGACAUGAGGGGAGAGUUCAAGAACCCGUUGCUGUUUGAUUGUACAGCGGGAUUGUUCAGGAAAUGGUAGAUGAGAGAUAAAUUGAAGGCAUUUGUUUUUUUAGUGACUACUGAGUAGAAUCUACUGUGAAAACGUUCACCGAUUACUUAUUCUUGUUUGUAAGAAAAUAAUCUAUAUUAAUUAUUUUUGGUGUUCAAUAAAAACUUCUUAAGUGGAAUAAAAAUAUGUAUGAAGUUUUUCACACUAUUACAAUCAGAAAUGUGACUUUGCUGUGUUGUAUGUAUUUAUUUUUGUUGAUAUAAAAUUAAAACACAU